Messenger RNA from Lynx canadensis (Canada lynx), 2494 nucleotides. It is a transcript of the gene DUSP8, whose product is annotated as dual specificity phosphatase 8. Lineage: Eukaryota; Metazoa; Chordata; Mammalia; Carnivora; Felidae. Gene Ontology annotation, molecular function: MAP kinase tyrosine/serine/threonine phosphatase activity; protein tyrosine/threonine phosphatase activity. Gene Ontology annotation, biological process: negative regulation of MAPK cascade; protein dephosphorylation. Gene Ontology annotation, cellular component: cytoplasm. The record is from RefSeq and is a predicted model, not a curated record.
GCGGGCGCGGGUCCCCGUGCGCCCCGGACACGAGCGACGGCGAGGUCUGGCACCAUGCCCGGUCCCUCCGAACUCUAAGCCACAGCCCCGGCCACCGGAGCAGCCUCUGUUCCCUUCAGGGCCCACCCCCUCCCCACUGCCCACUGCCCCACCAUGGCUGGGGACCGGCUCCCUCGGAAGGUGAUGGAUGCCAAGAAGCUAGCCAGCCUCCUGCGGGGCGGGCCUGGGGGGCCACUGGUCAUCGACAGCCGCUCUUUCGUGGAAUACAACAGCUGGCACGUGCUCAGCUCCGUCAAUAUCUGCUGCUCCAAACUGGUGAAGCGACGGCUGCAGCAGGGCAAGGUGACCAUCGCAGAGCUCAUCCAGCCAGCCGUGCGCGGCCAGGUGGAGGCCACAGAGCCGCAGGACGUGGUAGUGUAUGACCAGAGCACUCGGGACGCCAGCGUGCUGGCUGCAGACAGCUUCCUCUCCAUCCUGCUCAGCAAGCUGGACGGCUGCUUCGACAGCGUGGCCAUCCUCACAGGGGGCUUUGCCACCUUCUCCUCCUGCUUCCCCGGCCUCUGUGAGGGCAAGCCUGCUGCCCUGCUGCCCAUGAGCCUCUCCCAGCCCUGCCUGCCGGUGCCCAGUGUGGGCCUGACCCGCAUCCUGCCUCACCUCUACCUGGGCUCUCAGAAAGAUGUCCUGAACAAGGAUCUGAUGACCCAGAACGGAAUAAGCUAUGUCCUCAACGCCAGCAACUCCUGCCCCAAGCCGGACUUCAUCUGUGAGAGCCGCUUCAUGCGCAUUCCCAUCAAUGACAACUACUGCGAAAAGCUGCUGCCCUGGCUGGACAAGUGCAUCGAGUUCAUCGAUAGAGCUAAGCUGUCCAGCUGCCAAGUAAUCGUCCACUGUCUGGCCGGCAUCUCCCGCUCUGCCACCAUCGCCAUCGCUUACAUCAUGAAGACCAUGGGCAUGUCCUCCGAUGACGCCUACAGGUUCGUGAAGGACCGGCGCCCGUCCAUUUCGCCCAACUUCAACUUCCUGGGCCAGCUGCUGGAGUAUGAGCGCAGCCUGAAGCUGCUGGCCGCCCUGCAGGGUGACGGGGCGUCCCACCCAGGGACCCCCGAGCCCCUCCCGGGCCCUGCGGCCCCACUGCCGCCGCUGCCACCACCUACCUCAGAGAGCGCUGCCACCGGGAGCGCGGCGGCCAGCACAGUCCGGGAGGGCGCGCCCGGCGCGGGCGGGGAGCUCCCCGCGCCUUCCUCCAACCCCGCCACCAGCGCGCUGCAACAGGGCCUUCGUGGCCUGCACCUGUCCUCCGACCGCCUCCAGGACACCAACCGCCUGAAGCGCUCCUUCUCGCUGGACAUCAAGUCGGCGUAUGCCCCGAGCCGGCGGCCCGACGACCCCGGGCCCCCCGACCCUGGGGAGGCCCCCAAGCUCUGCAAGCUGGACAGCCCGUCGGGGGGCGCGCUGGGCCUGCCCUCGCCGGGCCCCGACAGCCCGGACGCGGCGCCGGAGUCGCGCCCGCGCCUCCGCCGGCGACCGCGGCCUCCAGCCGGCUCCCCAGCGCGCUCCCCCCGCGCACUGUCCUCGUCCUGAACUUCGGCGAUGCCAUCCCGCCAGACUCCGCGGCUCGGCCUCUCGGCCCUGUCGGCACCCGGGCUGCCCGGCCCCGGCCAGCCGGUGGGCCCCGGGAGCUGGGCGCCGCCGCUCGACUCUCCGGGCACGCCGUCGCCCGACGGGCCCUGGUGCUUCAGCCCGGAGGGGGCGCAGGGCGCCGGCGGCGCGCGGUUCGCACCGUUUGGCCGGGCGGGGCGCGCAGGCGCGGGGGGCGGCGACCUGCGGCGGCGAGAGGCGGCGCGGGCCGAGGUCCGGGACGCGCGGACCGGCUGGCCAGAGGAGCCGGCCCCGUAGACGCAAUUCAAGCGCCGAAGCUGCCAGAUGGAGUUCGAGGAGGGCAUGGUGGAGGGGCGCGCGCGCGGAGAGCUGCCGCCCUGGGGCAAGCAGGCCAGCUUCUCGGGCAGCGUGGAGGUCAUCGAGGUGUCCUGACGGCGGCCGGGGACCCGGCGCCCGGCGCUCCCCGCUGCCCUCCGCCCCCUGGUCUGGGCCGCCAGCAUCCGGGCCCACUAUAAAUAUAUAUUAUAUAUAAUGCAAAGAAAGGUAAAUGGUUUUACUGCGAUUUUUAUCGAGAAGUAAAUAUUUCGAUUUUUUUAUUUAUUUAAGCUGUUCAUUCUGGCAAUGAUUUGGCAACAGUGCGGGCGGUCCUCGGAGCUCUAUUUUUACUGUCUGGUAUUUAAACUGAAACACCCGUUUCUAAGCAAUAUGAGGCCACCUUCAGUCCCGAGCUGGGGUGCCAGGCCUGGGGUCCCCUCCCUGCCCCCUCCCUCCCCCAGGAAACACUGCUGACCGUUGCAAAGAGGCUGCCGAGCUUUUGUGCACUUUUUACAUAAGAAAAAGGGGGAAAAAGGAGAAAAAAAACUUUGCCACAAACUGAGCCUCAGAACCUCCCUGU